Molecule: messenger RNA, 4316 nt
Organism: Drosophila takahashii
Lineage: Eukaryota; Metazoa; Arthropoda; Insecta; Diptera; Drosophilidae
Gene: Nup160
Product: nuclear pore complex protein Nup160
Cellular component (GO): nuclear pore
Molecular function (GO): structural constituent of nuclear pore
Source: RefSeq, a predicted model, not a curated record
GCGUGUUUACGCCGGUGCCGCCAAUAGUUUUCUGUUUUCCUCGGGUAUUCGUAUAAUUUUACCGUAAUUUCAAGAUGCCCACUUCAAAACUGCAUGCCAACAUGAGCUACCGCGAGGUCAUCCCGAAAAACCUUAGUCCCGCCGAGUGGAUCGAGGUGAAGAUUAGCACAGGCAACCAGAGCACUCUGCAGGACCUGAAGACAUUUGAGACCUCCGGCGGCUACUGCUACAAGAGCAGGAAGAAUGUGCAGACCAGGAAUCGCUUUAUAUACUGGCGCACCUACCAGGAUGUGCUGGAACUCUCGGAGGUCAGCCUGGACAUCUCGCUGCAGCGGAAUCACCUGCGCCUGCGAUUCACCGACUCCGCCGUGCUAAAUGUCUCCCUCACCGAGCAAGACAAGUCCAUCACCCUGCUGGUGGUCACGGUCAGCAGUGUGCAUCGCUAUGUGUUCCCUUUGAAGAUUGCUUCCCCGGAUGCGGGAGGAUCCCCCGAGGAUCUGCUGUCGCAGUCUAUUUUCUACGACGUCAACGAGAAGAUCAACGUUCCGAGCAGCUUCUAUGUGACGGAUGGCUUUGGAACGAUGCCCAAUGUGGCUGUGUCGUAUCUCACACAAAACGCCCAGGAAGCCUACUUUGCGGUGGCCUACCAGGACAAACUGUUGCUCCACAUCAUGAACUGCUUGACCGGCAACACGGUCACCCACGAAGUCAAGGAGCCGCAUCUGAUGCCUCGCUUCCUAUCGAAUCUAAAGGGCGCCCUUACUGGUAGAUCGGAAACGCUGGAGGCAGCCACUUCCAUGGCAUUUAGCGAGAUCGAGGAGUCCGUUUUCAUUCUGGUCCUGUAUCGCAGUAAUGAGCUGCGCCUGUGGUCAGUGGACAGCCUGCAGACAGUGGCCAGCAUCAAUUGCUCCGCCGGAUCGGGGCAUGGAGGCCUGGGGGCUCAAGGACCCCAAAACAACCAGCUUCGCAAGAUAAGCGAGGAGAACUUCUGCCUGUUUCUCUCCCAAGGUCUCCAAUCCGAGUUCAUUUGCGUGAGCAUCAUGGCCGAUGCCAACGAGGCCAGCGGAAUCAAUUUGGUGCAGAACUCGGUGCCGGCGCCCCAAAUGGAUUUGAUCGACUUCGAUGCCACCUCCUCGCACAUCUGGGCGCUCUGGAGCAACGCAGAAGGAGAUUUCCAUGUCUCUGCUAUUUACUUGGGUACAAAUAACGCUAUCAAAUGGGUUUCCGCUGCUCUGGAACCGCCACCGGAUCGCUAUUGUCUCACCAUGGAGCAGGGAGUCGAUCCCCGCGAGACUUACUGCUCGUAUAUCUUCCAUCCAGGUCGGUUUGACCGAAAUGUGAUUGCCAAGGCACUAUAUAUGUUCAGACGCGUCAACCUGCAGUUCGAUGUGAAGCAGCUUUCCAUGUCGGUGCUCAAGGAGCAGGUGUGCCAGGCCGUCGAAGACGAAAUCCAGAACGAACUCAAAGACUUUGUGGUCACCGACGAGGAGUACUUGGAGAUAUCCACGCGGCUGUGGGAUCGCUUUUACUCGUGCUGCGAACAGUAUCACAUUAAGUUCUCCGAACCGACAGGACUCGCUGUUCUCGGAGGCAUGGAUGCAGUCUGUUUGGUCAGGAGGCAAUCCUUCGCCCUGCUGCGUCCCUGCGAAGUGCUUGAGCACCUGUUGCUCAUAGGGGAGCACAAUGAGGAGGUGGCCACCUACGUGGCUCCACUGUUUCGCAACGAUCCCGAAAUGGCAAAGGGUUUCGUUGACCUCAUGAAUGUGGUCACGCUACUGGACAAGCUGAUCUCGGAGGAUAUUAAAACUGAUCUAGAUAAACAGCUCUACCAGCGCGAGCCGCCCAUUGAUGUGAUAUCCAAGCUAGUGGCCAGAAUCACGGUGGGCGAUGAUAAUGGCCCGAUGUUGCCGUCAAACUGUGUGAAGCAAAUUCAUCAGAAGCUACAGGAUAUACCGAACCUUAAACCCGCUCUGGAAAUGCUACUCGAUGUGCUGUGCAUGAUUGAUCCCGAUGCGCCGCCGCAUGAUUAUUCCCUUUCUACACGCUUUCUGCAGCCAUCUGGAGCUCUAAUGGGCAGCGAAUAUGGUCUGGCCAUUUUAUCUGAAACGGUCAAGCAAAUGGCAAUGAUUAGAUUUUCUGUUUGCCGGAACCUUUUGGUUUUGCAAUACAUGGCUUAUGGUCAGGAUGGAAUGGACAGCGAUAACGUUUUAACGAAUAUCAGUUAUCUCAACUCGUACUACACUUUAGUUUGGAUUGCCGAGACGCCCAUUUCUUCUAAUACUCCAGCUGGAUUUGAGGCCUCCAUUCAACGGUUGAGUCGAGCACAGCUCUUCAGCGGCUACACACGGCCAUAUUCCAGCCAUUUGCGGAAUAAUGGCAAUGAUCAGACCACCUUGCUCAGGCUGUUCCUGCAAUCUAAGGGUCUGUUUAGCGCUCUUUCUAUGCUGCUGAAGACGGACAGCAUGCAGCUGGAGUCGGAGCAACUGAACCUACGUCAGACUUUGCUUCAACUAGUGGGAUUCAUCAAUAAGAUGCUUUGGCCCGAGUCUCCGAUUUACGUUUUUCCGGAAUGGCUGUUCGGCACCUGCCAUCACAUCAUUGUGCAGGAUUAUGUGCGCCUUUUGUCCAGCUGGUGUUCCGUGAAAGCCCAUGCCAGACGCUUUAUGCUGGCAGUUUCCCUCUUAGAUUGCGGUGAGGCCCACAAGGCGGUGCAUCUCUUCCAGCAAACGGCGCCUGGCGUUGUGGAGGAUGACUUCCUCUUCGAGCACGUGCUGAAAAACACUCCGCUGUACGGCAAACUGCAGGAGAGCGUCGCGCGGGGCCAUAAAGUUUCCGCAGAAGACAGAAAAUUGGCCAUUGUUCACUAUUAUCUGAAGAUUAUUCAGCUCUUCGAGCAGCAUUCCGCCCUGGACUAUGUGAUUGAGUUGGCUCACAUGGCCAUGAGUGUGUUGAAGCCGGAUGAUCCCCAGUUGCCCAUGUUCCAGUCGAUCGUGUUCAACAAUCAUCUCCAGCUGGGCCACUACCAGGAGGCCUACUACGCCUUGGUCUACAAUGCCGACACUUCGAGGAGGAAGGAUUGCCUGCGUCAGUUGGUCAUAACGCUGUUCCAGAGCAAAUGCCUGCCCCUGCUGAUGCAGUUUCCGUAUAUAGGCUUGCAGGACGAGUUCGAGAGCAUCGUGGAAUCCCGCGCACGAUCAAUGAGCAUCGAUCAGAAUGAUGUGUAUAACUUUUUGUAUGCAUUCCACACGAACAAGGGCAACAUGCGGAAAGCCGCCACGGUUAUGUACGAGCAGGCGAUGCGCUUUCAAGUGGACAGCGAUGCGCCGAAUGCGCUGGAAAAGCGCUGCUCCUCGCUGCUAAUUUGCCUGAACUGUUUGCACUUGGUGGACAGCCGCUACAGGUGGAUAGCCAGGCCCACAAUUGGCGACGAGCGGGUGGCGGCCAUAGAUCAGGAUAACGACGAUGGAGAACCAAAGGGAGAUGAGGAUAAAACCGGCCAGGAGGUGGUGGUCCUGGAACUGGCCGACAUCCGCAGGGAACUGGUGCACGCGGAGGCUUUGCAUGAGCUCUCGCACUACCGCAAAGAUGCAGCUGCCUAUGAGCGAUCCUCGCCAGAGGAGCUUUCCUACCUGCUAGCCAGCUGUGGGCUGUACACGGCCGCCUUGAAACUUUCCCGCGGCCACUCGUUCUCCGUGCUUCCCAUUUUCGAGAGUCUCACCGUGGCUUGUGUCACCGCCACCGAGGACAAGGGCGCGGAUGCCUGGAAUUGGUUGCAAAACAACGAUAUGGCCGAUCUUCCACAUCGAAGCAAUGCAGCCGACAUGGCCUGGACUUUGCUCCAAAAACUGGUGGUGGAUAAUGAGGCAAAGGACUCGACUUUGAUAAGAAAGAGCGUGGUGCAAAGGCUGCUGGCCUUGAACGCCUUUGUGCCGCAAUGGCUGGUGGACUCCUACAAGCUAUCCCAUUCGCGGGAGCUGCUUCAGUUGUUCGUCAAGCACAACCGCCUGCUGGAAGCCGCUGAUUUGGGCUGUGAAAUGAUCGCCGGCAUGCUGGGCGCAGGCAGCGAGUACUUUGACUUUAAGCAUUCGGUGAAUGUGACCAAUCCGCAGCUCUCCUUUCCCAUCAACACGAUCGAUCUGCUGCUGCACGCGCUGAAGAUUAAUGGCAAGGAGGAUGUGGAAUAUGAAAUGGCGCAUGUCAAACUGGAGGAGGAGGUCCACAGAUAUAUCGAGACCAUAAAGCGAACCACCGAGGACAAAAUGAGUUUGGCCAUUCUGCAGAGUCGAGAGGAACGACAACAGCAACAGCUUCAUUAG